AUGUCGAAGCUUACUCUGGAUCCAGCAGAUCGUCUUCGAUUGGCGCUACUGCCACAGCUCAUUUGGCAGUUUACGGAGAGCAACUUUCCUACCUUUGUACUCCCUAAUUCUGGCUUCGGGCUACUUGCAGCCUUAGCUGCGCCGAUCCUCACCAGUCGUCUGGAACCUCUCCACCCCGUUGACCUGUUGCUCCGGGGCUUACAGGUCGUGCUCUUCAACUGGGCCAAUGUCUUCGUGUUCGACCUGGCCAAUCAACGCCUACCGGAGUCGAUAGUGGAGGACCAUCUCAACAAGCCCUGGCGUCCGCUGCCUACGAACCAAAUUAGCCCCGAGACCACCCGGAGGUUAAUGCUGGGGGCCAUUCCUGCCGCUCUCCUCAUUAGCGCUAUCCUCGGAGUGGGGACGGAGAGCUCCUUCAUCCUGAUCCUGACUUGGCUGUACAAUGAUCUGCACGGUGGUGACGAGAUCAUUCGCGACUUGAUAAUCGCCUUGGGAUAUGGACUGUACCUGUCAAGCUCGCUGAAAAUUGCCAUCGGCCCCCACCAUCACAUCACGGAACAUGGAUACCGCUGGAUUGCCAUGAUGAGCGGCAUUAUUCUGACCACCAUGCAAGUGCAAGAUCUCAAGGACCAGGCUGGGGAUGCCACCCGAGGCCGACAGACCUGGCCUCUCGUAUUGGGGGACUCGGUCUCACGGUGGAUCAUCACGUGUACCCCUGUGCGCCGGAGGCUUGGUGGUAUUCCACGUGGUGAAAAAGCAAAACGACUCGACGGCCUGGAAAAUUUGGUGUGUGUGGCAGGUGGUGGUGUAUUCCCUUCCCUGUUUGUGCACGGCGUUACAGCGCUAGUUGUCUUUGUUCUGGAAUUUGGCGGCGCUGACGCCUCUUCGGUGGAUCGCAAAUUACCUUUCAAGACAAGCGGGGAUCCUGCGACUAGAUCCUGCGACUGA
Penicillium cinerascens is the source of this 948-nucleotide messenger RNA. Its product is annotated as UbiA family prenyltransferase. The coding region runs from base 1 to 948 and encodes 315 amino acids. Lineage: Eukaryota; Fungi; Ascomycota; Eurotiomycetes; Eurotiales; Aspergillaceae. Gene Ontology annotation, molecular function: transferase activity, transferring alkyl or aryl (other than methyl) groups. The record is from RefSeq and is a predicted model, not a curated record. The transcript is spliced from 2 exons. Gene Ontology annotation, cellular component: membrane.